Aethalodelphis obliquidens (Pacific white-sided dolphin) is the source of this 1406-nucleotide messenger RNA. RefSeq names its product spermatogenesis-associated protein 31D1-like. The record is from RefSeq and is a predicted model, not a curated record. NCBI's taxonomy places the organism in Eukaryota, Metazoa, Chordata, Mammalia, Artiodactyla, Delphinidae. Bases 365 to 685 code for a protein of 106 amino acids. The transcript is spliced from 2 exons.
CCCAAUAAAGAUGUUAAAAAAAAACGAAUAAAACAAAAAAACAGUAAAGGGGACCCAGGUAGUAUCUGGGUUACAGAUGGGACAAGCAGAAAAUUUCAUUACUGUAAAUAUAUGAAACCAUGAAAGGAUGGAGUUGGAAAAUAGGAUGGCAGGGUAGGGCAGAGGGACCUGGAAGGCCCAGCAGGGGCGGAAGGGUCUGCUGGACUGGUGGGUGGGGGAGGGGCUGUGGACACACCCUCUCCAUGUUGUCCCCUCCCCCACACUCAGAAACCCUUUGUGACUCUUCAGUGCUCUGUGAUGCAGGCCUGGGACUGCACUCGCACUCUCAGUGCUCAGUGUGUUCAGGCAGUCUUGCGGUUCAGAAAUGGGAUUCAGAGAAUGGAAUGUUCUCUCAUUUUUGAACAGCGUUAUCGACCCAUGUCUGAGCUGUGACUCAACAUCCUUGGAUAUUUACCGAAACCUCAUCGUCCUGUGCGAGUUGGUGUUGCUUCUUCUGUUGCUGUGGUACCUGGUGAGCUUGCCAUUUUCACCUACCUUCAGUAAAACCAAAGACAUCCGAAAGCGUCAGGGCAGAGCCAAGAGGAGAAGGAAAGGUGGAACACCGAAAGGUAAGGUUCUGCCUAUCCCAGCUGAACUCUCCAAGGGUGACCCUUCCUGCCUUUUCCAUGACAUCCAAGGUCCCUGAUCUCUGAGGAUGUCAACUGCUAGAUACAGUUUCUCUCAGAAACCAGAGUUCUCAGAGGAGAGGCUUGUGGGAGGGCAGUCAGAGCCUGAGACACUGCUCAGAUUCCCUGCUCUGCUCAUCGCUGGGCAUGAACCAGUGAUGGACCUGGGCAAUGGGUGUUUCCCAACAGGUGGCCAUGUGAGAUGUCAAGAGUCAGAACUUCUGUGUCCUGACUUUGUAAAAGUCCUUUGACUUCCUGGAUGAUCAGAUCCCUCUCUAAGGCAACACUGAUCUCUGGGCUUCACAUGGUGGUUUUGAGCAUCACAUGAGAUAAAAUGCAUGUGAAAGUACUUUACAAGAAGCAACAUACACAUGUUAAUAUCAUUGACCAUUUGACCUCAUCUACUAAUUCUUGGGUCUUUCAGAGUCUAAUACCCCAAGGGUUUCCCGUAAGGGGACUCCUUUAUUAUACCUAUGCUUCUACCUUCAUUACAUAUAACCCACUCUCCUGGUUUCUCAGGUUGGAGAUGUCACCAGACAGAAAUAGAGGAGAAAACGAAGCUGAUUUCUAUUCUGAAAAGGUGACUAACUAGUCUUUCCCCUUCUUUCCUGAUCCCUCCUUAGCAUGUUCUAUGCAAUUCCAGGGAUUCAGUGCAACCUGCUGUAGUCAUGGCAGGGGGUAGCACAGGAAUGAGUAUGUGAUGAAGGCCUUGAGGUGAGGGCUGUUGAGCAUGUUGUGAAC